Molecule: messenger RNA, 486 nt
Organism: Fonsecaea erecta
Lineage: Eukaryota; Fungi; Ascomycota; Eurotiomycetes; Chaetothyriales; Herpotrichiellaceae
Exons: 2
Coding region: 1-486 (161 amino acids)
Source: RefSeq, a predicted model, not a curated record
AUGUCUGAAUCCCCGGACCCAUCUCAUGACGCGCAGGCGGAGGCAGAAAUGGCAAUGCGCGCAAUGAUGGGCUUCAGCUCGUUUUCCGAGCGCCGACCAAAAAAACAAUCCUACACGACACCCAUGAACGCUCCACCUGUCGCAACUGACCCGAAGCAAACGGCAUCAGGUGUACCAGGCCCAUCUGAAAAGCACGCUGGGGACGAAGAACAACUCGUGUCCAGUCCACACCACCCCCUCCCGUCUUCCAGCGCGACCACACCUCUCCCAGCACCACCGCAACAGACAAGCUACGCAUUUACGUCUCCGCAAACGGGCAUAUCGUACACAGCGGCGGAGUUGGAAGAGUGGUCGCGCGGCAAAGUUAACGCGCGGGGCGACAAGGUCUUCUUCAAGCCCGGCUUUGUGUCUGACGAUCCGUGGUUCCGACUUCGGGAGACGGGAACGGGCGGCAAUGGGGAGAAAGGUAGUAGCAACAGCAGCUAA